AUGCCAAAGACGUACCGACAUUUACAACCCAUUGAGGAGGAAGAGCCUCUCACAAUCGGUGGCGAUGUUGCGGACGAAAAGCUGGUGUGGAGGGCGCCGAAGAAGUCUAUAGUUGACAGGCUGGAGAGACUAAGUCCACACUGGGCUUGGUUUGCGCACGCUGUAUUGUUGUCGAUAUCCCUGACAUUUUUUGCGCUCUCCUUCUGUGUAAGGUCAGCAAAGCAUGGGGGAGUUGACAGGUUACCAGACACAUAUUCGCCGGCACUGGACGCUAUCAAGUAUGAAAUACAGCACUUUGACCUACCGCCCAUGGCAGAAGGUCCAUUCAUUGGGAAAGGUGACAAAGUAGACGCGAUGUGGGAAUAUAUCACCGAUGGCAUCCCGGACACAAUGAUCAGCCGCGAAGAAAUGAUCAAAAUGGGUCUAGAUCCGAAAGGAGCUCUCGAAAUCACCGAUCCGCGAACGGGCAAGCGCGGCUACCGCGUUGCCGUGGAAGUCUUCCAUCAACUGCACUGCUUGAACUUGCUGCGGCAAAACAAUUACAAGUCAUAUUAUAAACCAAUGGGAGGAGACACGGCUGACGAGGCUCCUGACCUGUCGGGUCACAUCGACCACUGCAUCGAUGCACUGCGGCAGUUUGUGAUGUGCCAGGGCGAUGUGAAUGUGUUUGCAUUCAGGUUUCCAUUUGAGGAUAACGAUCCUUGGCCAGACUACACGACACCUCAUGUUUGCAGGAACUUCGAGAGCCUUAGGACCUGGGCGAUUGAACAUGGUGUGCCAAAGACGCCUGGGGAGCCGGAUCACUGA
Molecule: messenger RNA, 807 nt
Organism: Truncatella angustata
Lineage: Eukaryota; Fungi; Ascomycota; Sordariomycetes; Amphisphaeriales; Sporocadaceae
Exons: 3
Coding region: 1-807 (268 amino acids)
Biological process (GO): mycotoxin biosynthetic process
Source: RefSeq, a predicted model, not a curated record